CGUCACAACCCGGAAGGACCAGUUUCUCAGCAAGGACAGCAGCACCUGAAUGUUCGCCCGACUUAACUGUUGUAACUGGCAUGGCGGCGGGGGCGGCGCUGAGGGCUCUCCGGACCCUGCUCCGCCGGGGACCGCACGCGACCCCGGGCAGCCUCCCGGUGCCGGGGGCUCGCGUCCCACCGCCGGCGGCCUCGUGCGUGUCGUCCCCGCCGUGGAGGAGCUCCUCCGUCCGGACGCUGCAGCUGUCCCGAGCCGCGUGCGCGGGACACAACAAGUGGUCGAAGGUGAAAAACAUCAAGGGGCCUAAAGAUGAAGCGAGGGGCCGGAUGUUCAUGAAGUUUGGCAUGUUGAUAAAGAUCGCCGUGAAAGAAGGGGGCCCCAACCCGGACAUGAAUUUAAACUUGGCCCAAGUGCUGGAGCAGUGCAGGAGCAAGAACAUGCCCAAAGCAGCGGUAGAGGCUGCCAUCAAGAGUGCGGAAAAAGCUAAACCGGCGUCCCAGCAUAUGUUUGAAGCCCGGGGGCCCGCUGGGUACCUGCUGCUCAUUGAGGUCCUGAGUGACAAUAACACACGCACCCACCAGGACAUCAAACGCGUGCUUACCAAGAACAGAGCGGCGUUGUCAGACGGAGCGCGCCACAACUUCAACAGGAGGGGGGUGGUUCUGGUGCCGGGGGAGAACGUCUCCACGGAGAGAGCCGUGGAGCUGGCCAUCGAGGCCGGAGCCGAAGACGUCCAAGAGACCGAGGACGAGGAGGAGCGGCCUCUGCUGCAGUUUAUUUGCGACAUGGCGGAAGUGAGGAAGGUGCGGGCCUCGUUGGAACAGCUGGGAAUGCCCAUCACGUCCGCCGGGCUGGAGUUUGUGCCGCGCACCCUCUGCACUCUGGACCAGGAGCAGCUGGAUGCUGCGUCCACGCUGAUAGAGGCCCUCAAUGACUGUCCGGACGUAGUUCGAGUCUGGGACAACAUCCAGGCGGACGGCUGAGAUGAUGGCCGCUGAAUACCUCACAUGUGGGAGAUUUGAUUCCACAGGGAAAAGGACAAAUGUAUCAACCGCUCGACAACGCCAGUGCAAAUCAGUACGAAACGAAUGAGUGCAUUGGCAAUUCUUUCUCUGUGGAACUUGGAAAUGAAAUUUCUUGAACAUUUGCCAUUGUCACCGUGUUCUUACGAUAAGUUCAUUAGCUGCUGGUAUCACAACGGCCCUACAGGGACUUCAUGUGAAGUUUACAGCGUUAGUCCUCAGAGUAAAGCUGAAAGGAAACCCUUUUUGGUGGAUGUUGUAAAACAAUUUUUCAAGUAGGUUUUAAAAAGUUGCAGGAAUAUUAAGAUGCCCCUUUUUAUUAGCUAAUCAUUCAUCGGAUCGUUUACAGAAUGAAAAUGUUCUGUCAAAGUGUCAUUUUUAUAUAGUAAUUAAAGACACAAAGAGCUGUUGUA
Messenger RNA from Pungitius pungitius (ninespine stickleback), 1435 nucleotides. It is a transcript of the gene taco1, whose product is annotated as translational activator of cytochrome c oxidase 1. Gene Ontology annotation, cellular component: mitochondrion. Lineage: Eukaryota; Metazoa; Chordata; Actinopteri; Perciformes; Gasterosteidae. Bases 81 to 983 code for a protein of 300 amino acids. The transcript has 6 exons. The record is from RefSeq and is a predicted model, not a curated record.